This is a messenger RNA of Platichthys flesus (European flounder), 1420 nucleotides long. RefSeq names its product tetraspanin 34b (gene tspan34b). The transcript has 8 exons. The coding region runs from base 252 to 998 and encodes 248 amino acids. Gene Ontology annotation, cellular component: membrane. NCBI's taxonomy places the organism in Eukaryota, Metazoa, Chordata, Actinopteri, Pleuronectiformes, Pleuronectidae. The record is from RefSeq and is a predicted model, not a curated record.
UGACUCUUGAAAUAACACUAGAAAGCAGAUCAGAAAGUCACGAGAGGCUCGUUGGAGUGACGAAGGCACAGGAAGUGUCACACAGACACACACAGAGCACAUUGUGGGUCAUUGUCCGAGGACAGAAGAACAACACACUCCUGUGCUCCUGUUCUCCCACCGUCCGUCUGCCGCCUCCAUCCCCACCGUGAAGGUUCAGACUCUGGAACCUGAGAUUUCUCCUGUGGAAGGUUCAAGACCGAGACGUGAAAAUGGGAUGUUUCGAAUUCCUCAAGGUCACAAUGUUCCUGUUCAACGGCAUCAUCUUCCUGGCGGGCGCUGCCAUCCUGGGCGUGGGCAUCUGGGUGAAGGUGGACAGCGGCUCCGUCCUCGGCUUCCUGGGGAAGAUUGAGGACGCGCCCUCGGAGCUCAGUCAGGUGCUGAACGUGGGCUACCUGCUGAUCGCCAUCGGGGCGCUGCUGCUCGUCAUCGGCUUCCUGGGCUGCUGCGGCGCCAUGAAGGAGAGCAAGUGCAUGCUGCUGCUGUUCUUUAUCAUCGUGCUGCUGGUCUUCAUCGCAGAGGUUGCCGGAGCAGUGGUGAUCUUGGUGUUCAGACCCUUGGCGGAGGAGCUGCUUCAGAAGCUCAGCAAAGCAGCCGUGAGUAACAUCAAGAAGGACUAUGGGAAGAACCAGGACAUCACCGGCCUGUGGAACACGACGAUGACCGGGCUGCAUUGUUGUGGAUUUCACAACUCCUCCGACUUUGUGGGUUCUCCGUAUUAUGUGGAUCACGACGAUCAGUUCCCGCCCCAGUGUUGUCCCGACACAACCUCCUCCUGUAACCAGACGAACGCCGACACUGGCAAGAUAAACCCUGGCUGCUUCCAGAAGAUCUGGGAUCUGAUUAACAGCAACACACUGGUUAUUGUGGGAGUGGCCCUGGGGAUUGCAGUUCUGGAGAUCUGUGCUAUGGUCGUCUCCAUGGUCCUGUACUGCAGGAUCAAAUCCCUGAGCGCCUGACAGGGAGUGAAGAGCUCCGCCCCUUUCCUGCAAAAACGUCUCAGUGCAGUCAGAUCACGUGCAAUCAGAUUAAUGAAUGACAACAUCCAUCAUCUGUCCAUCAUCUGUCAAUCAUCUGUCAAUCAUCUGUUCCAGUCCCAUCUCAUUUCUGCCAGAAACAUCAAUUUUUUUACCACAUAUAAAUCUAACACACUCUGUAUAUAACAAAUCUAUUUCUACACUACACUAUAUGAAGCACAGUGCUGCUACAACCGGUAACACACUGCCAGUUAAUUCAAUUAUAAUUAUAAUUCACUGUGUGCGACGCUGUGGAAGGGUGUUGUCGCAGUGCAGCUUGUAAGAUAACGACAGAAGUGACACAUUAUUUGUAUGUAAGUUGUGUUGUGAACAAUUUUGGAAUAAAGUGCAGAUCAUUUGUAGAA